Molecule: messenger RNA, 426 nt
Organism: Stegodyphus dumicola
Lineage: Eukaryota; Metazoa; Arthropoda; Arachnida; Araneae; Eresidae
Product: toxin-like protein 14
Source: RefSeq, a predicted model, not a curated record
UAUUGAGAGUAUGCUCUUGCUGUGUUCUUUCAGCUGUCAUUUUAUUCGUAAGCUGUCAUGGAUAUACAUACAUGGUACCAAUAGAAUUUGGUAAUGAAUGCAUCGAUGAUAACUCAAUCAGCUAUUCUGUGGGAUCCGUGUGGUAUGAUGAAAAGCAAUGCGAAAAACUGCAAUGCAUAGAAGAACGAGGUGGUCUUUAUAUCCUGGCUUAUGGUUGCUCCACCAUUGCACCACAUAAGGGAUGCAGCAUUGUACCAGGAAGUAAAGAAAACUAUCCCAAAUGCUGCCCUGAUAUGGAAUGUCCUCCUGGAAUGGAGUGAUCAUUAAAAGUCCUCAUUUUUAGACAAGGUUGUAUGCGAAUUGAACCAAGAAUAUGUGAAAGAACUUUCCAAAAUAAGAUUUAUGAUUAAGCAGAGAAAUGUAAAA